UUCUGGUUCUGUCCGUGUCGGUGUCGGGCUUUUUGUGAAUUGAAAUUUCAAUAAAAAAUUAAAACUAAUUAAAAGUCUCAAAUUUUGAGACGCUUCAAGACAUACUUCCUCCAUCCUCCAGGGUUUCAAAAAAUCUUGACUAUAUCGUAUUUAUUUAUCCAUCAUGGGGGACUCGUCGGAAAGCGAAGGAAGUAGCGAGAUGCGAGUAACUAGACCGAAAACGCGUGGCGCAUUGAUCUCAUUUGUGGACGAAGAUCUCGAACAAAUUGCAGAUGCUUUACGUGACCGAAGCAAAGGUCUAAAGAAAUGGCAUGCUAAACUAAAAGCCGAAUACGACGGGAAGAAAGAUGGCAAGAAAGAUUCUGACUCGGAAUUAAAAGAACCAAGAACGGACGAAGAUUACAGUGAUCGAGAUGACACCAGUAAGAAAGACGAUUGUACAUCCCUCGUAUUAAAACAGCGAAUACGAUCCAGACGACCCAAAGGUCGAUCAAUCUCUACUAUUAUUCGGAUGCGAAGAACACGGUUUCGUAAUCAACUUCCGAUUUUUACUGACCCAGAGAUAUUUCCUAUAGCCAAGUCCGACUUGGAAUACGAUGACCUAAUUUAUAGAGUUGGAGAUGUUGUAAAGCUAAGAGCCAAGACUGCCAAAGAGACUCCCUGUUACGCCCAAAUAACUGGAUUUUAUCGUGACCAAUUCUGUGGAAAAUAUGCCGCUUUGCAUUGGUUGUGCCAUUCGCAACCUGGAAAACCUCUUCUUAACGUUAUGAAUGAUUUUGACCCAUCAUAUUUUAUUCAAGGUCAAAUUCAUCACAAACCCGUGGCAAUGGAUAGGCUAAUAUUUGUCAAAAGAAUAGACCCGGCAUUAAUUCAGGACAAUCCACAUAAUCAGAGAAUGCUUUUAAUGAGAGAUGGUACAAAGGAAUACAUGGACGGUGUUUCAAGCACCAUUUCCUCUCUUGAAGGCAUUUCAAGGAUUUAACAAACGAUUUUAUUUAUAAAUCUCACUAUUGAUAUCUGUACAACUAGUUACGUACACCCACUUUUUAAUUAAAAUACUGUGGUAAAUAAUAAUUUUUAUUUAUGUAAUUAAUUCACUGGUAAAUUAAUGUGAAGUAAAUGAGUGUUGAUUGAUUAAUUGUCAUUAUCACAGCGAAGGAACGAA
Molecule: messenger RNA, 1165 nt
Organism: Folsomia candida
Lineage: Eukaryota; Metazoa; Arthropoda; Collembola; Entomobryomorpha; Isotomidae
Exons: 4
Coding region: 164-982 (272 amino acids)
Biological process (GO): chromatin organization
Cellular component (GO): nucleus
Source: RefSeq, a predicted model, not a curated record